AUGCCCUGGGCCAGGCGAUUGUGGCGCACGGCGGCGCUGUCUCUCGCGACAGACUUCAAGACAUUUUCUGGUCGGGGCAUCUCAGCAACCGUAGACAGCAUGCCCAUUGUCAUUGGCAUGCCCAUUGCCAUUGCCAUGCACGUUGUGCGGCAGACGAUGCACGAAGACGACGAGACGCGUGGCUACACGGUUGUUGCGUGCUCGGCAGACGACAACCUUCUGCCUGGGCUAUGUGAGGUCUCGCUGACACGUGCAAGCCCAAAGGCGAAGAGAGAUGCUGCGCCUGCUGCGUACACCAGCACGGCCCGACCGUGGCCAUGCUCACGGGCGACAGGGAGGGCACUGCGCGGUCCAUUGGGGGCGGAGAUUGGCAUCGACGGCGUGUUCGCAGCAGCGUGCAGGAGAUGGAGGCGAAAGGGCGAGGCGGUGGCAAUAGUUGGCGACGGCAUCAACAUUGAGUCCGCGGACGUCGUUCUGAUGAUCAAGGACAACCUGCUUGCUGGAGGUGUUUUCUGGCCAUGCACCUAUCGCGCGCGACCCUGCGGCCAUCCACUGGUCGUGGCGAGUGGCCACCUCUCCAGCGACGCCAACGACGGAGUGCACGCGAUCCUCCAAAUCACCAGCGCCCACGUCUCGGAGAUCCAAUCCAUCGCAACAGCCGCCACUUCGUCACCUUCUCCUGUGCGCCUGUGGCAUCAUUUUGGCGAGGGCCAUGGCUUCAUCGGCACCAUCAGCGUGUCUGCGAGCAGAGAGCAGCACCUGCUUGUGCCGGAGGCCUGUGUUUUGGGUGGUGUUCAGCCUGACCUCCUCCUCCUCCACGUCGCUGCGCGUGUCCCUGAUCCACACAGCCCUCUUGCAACAGGGCGCUCGUGCUCGCUGCCGGAGCAUGCGAGGCUGGCAGCCCUCACACAGCACAACGCCGGCCAGUACAGCUUUGAAUCAGCCACUUGCGCACGCGACGCAAAGCACGUGCUCCUGUAUGGCCGAGCUUCGCGGUGCCGGCUGCGUAUUGUGUGCUCAGCUUCAACAUGGCCAACACAAAGGCCGUCGCAAUCCGCCCUGUUGGCCAUCAAGGCGCGAUGCCUGGAGCCGUUCCCCUUGUCACCCGCCACUCGCACGUGUCCAAUUGACUUGAGCAGUGUUGCUAAGCUGCAGCGAGCCGUGCGCAUGUUCCCUGCCACCGUUAGCGCCGCCGUUCAGGAUGCACGGACAGACACGCCGCUGCCUCUGUUGUCGUUUCCGGCCAGCAAGCAGUUCCUGUGGGAGGCGGCGUGGUACAUGCUCACCGUCGCCCUCGUUAGUGGCAAGGACGCGGCCCAGUUGCUGCUGGGAGUUGGUGACAACAACGAGUCGGUGGUGAUCAUGCUGGUGCUGGGUGUGCUGGCUGAUUGUGACAUGGUGCAGGAGGUGCGGCAGUCUCGCAAUUUGGCUGGGUGGACGUCGUUCCGGCUGUUGCUGCUGCUCAACGACAACACAUUGUCGGGCAACGGCCUUGCUGCUCGUGUUCAACAACGUGCUGCUGCUGCUGCUGCUGGUGGACUUUGA
This is a messenger RNA of Salpingoeca rosetta, 1545 nucleotides long. RefSeq lists its product as uncharacterized. Lineage: Eukaryota; Choanoflagellata; Craspedida; Salpingoecidae. The record is from RefSeq and is a predicted model, not a curated record. The transcript has 7 exons. Bases 1 to 1545 code for a protein of 514 amino acids.